This is a messenger RNA of Nicotiana attenuata, 1795 nucleotides long. RefSeq names its product serine/threonine-protein kinase tricorner-like. Lineage: Eukaryota; Viridiplantae; Streptophyta; Magnoliopsida; Solanales; Solanaceae. The transcript has 13 exons. Gene Ontology annotation, biological process: intracellular signal transduction; peptidyl-serine phosphorylation. Bases 267 to 1739 code for a protein of 490 amino acids. The record is from RefSeq and is a predicted model, not a curated record. Gene Ontology annotation, molecular function: protein serine/threonine kinase activity; ATP binding.
AAAACAAAAAACAAAAAAAAAAUAGAAAAAAAAAAGUACAUAACACAAAGAUUUUAUUCACCUUCAUAUCUCUUUCACUAUUUAUCCAUAUUCAUUAUAUAUAUAAUUGUACACCCUUUUUAUGCAAUCUGAUUACUGUUAAUCUCAUCUUCUUCUUCACCAAGAUUUUUCAGUUUUCAACUUUCGGUAUGAGUUUAAGUCCGAUUACAAUGUGUAUGUGGUUUGAGGAUUCUUUAUGCUUUGCUUCACGCGCUGAGGAUAUGUGAAUGGAUUCAGCAAGAGGUUGGUUCCAAAAAUUGGCGUCAACAAAGAAGGAUUCAAUGGCUAGUGGAAGAGAAGAUGGCAAGCCGGCGUCAGCUGAAGAGGCUUCCAAUAUAACAAAGCAGAGAGUCGCUGCAGCAAAGCAAUACAUCGAGAAACAUUACCGAGAGCAGAUGAAAAAUUUGCAGGAGAGAAGGGAGCGGCGAAUUUUGCUAGAAAAGAAGUUGGUAGAUGCUGAUGUCUCCGAGGAAGAUCAAAAUAACCUACUGAAAUUUUUAGAAAAGAAGGAAACUGAAUACAUGCGACUCCAAAGGCAUAAAAUGGGAGCUGAUGAUUUUGAGUUAUUAACGAUGAUUGGAAAGGGUGCUUUUGGAGAGGUCAGAAUCUGUAAGGAGAAAACAACUGGUCAGGUAUAUGCAAUGAAGAAGCUUAAGAAAUCAGAAAUGCUUCGUAGAGGACAGGUCGAGCAUGUGAAAGCUGAAAGAAAUCUUCUCGCGGAGGUUGACAGUGAUUGCAUCGUCAAACUGUAUUAUUCUUUCCAAGAUGACGACUAUCUGUAUCUUGUUAUGGAAUAUCUACCUGGUGGAGAUAUGAUGACACUUCUCAUGAGGAAGGAUAUAUUAACCGAAGAUGAAGCUAGAUUUUAUGUCGCAGAGACUGUUUUGGCAAUUGAAUCUAUCCAUAAACAUAACUACAUACAUAGAGACAUUAAGCCUGAUAACCUGCUCCUCGAUAGAUAUGGUCAUUUAAAACUAUCAGAUUUUGGAUUAUGUAAGCCGUUAGACUGUAGUACCCUGGAAGAGAAGGAUUUCUCAGUCGGGGAUAGUGCCAAUGGAGGUUCCAGGAGUGAUAGCCCUCCCGCUCCCAAACGCACUCAGCAAGAGCAGCUAGAACACUGGCAAAAAAAUAGGAGGAUGCUUGCCUAUUCCACAGUGGGCACACCAGACUAUAUUGCUCCUGAGGUCCUGCUGAAGAAAGGUUAUGGCAUGGAAUGUGACUGGUGGUCGCUCGGUGCUAUUAUGUACGAAAUGCUUGUCGGUUAUCCGCCUUUCUAUUCUGAUGAUCCCAUGUCAACUUGUAGGAAGAUAGUAAACUGGAAAAAUCAUUUAAAAUUUCCUGAAGAAGCAAAGUUAUCUCCAGAAGCGAAAGAUAUUAUAAGCAAACUUCUUUGUAAUGUCACCGAGAGACUUGGUUCCAACGGCGCAGAUGAAAUAAAGGUCCACUCGUGGUUUAAAGGGAUAGAUUGGGAUAGAAUCUAUCAAAUGGAAGCUGCCUUCAUUCCUGAAGUCAAUGAUGAGUUGGACACCCAAAAUUUUGAGAAGUUUGAGGAGUCUGAAUCUCAUUCUCAGAGUGGAUCAAGAUCUGGUCCUUGGAGAAAGAUGCUCUCGUCUAAGGACAUCAACUUUGUCGGAUACACGUACAAAAAUUUCAAAGUAGUGAAUGAUUAUCAAGUUCCUGGAAUGGCCUGUGCUUUAUAAAUUGCUUCGGCUCAAAAUAAGAAACGAUCUCUCCAACACAUAAAUGGUUGUGAGUU